UUUAAAUUAAAUAACCCAAAGAAAAUCGUAGUGGUGACAUUUAUAAAAAAUAACUUAAAUAAAAAAGGAAUUUUAACAAAAUUUAAACAAAAAACUCCUUAAGUUAAAACAACAAAACCAAAACAGUUAAAAAACAUUUAAAAAUUUAUACAAUAAAAGCUUUGUGUGUUAAACAGCUUUCAAUAGCAACUGUACUUCUUCAAAAAAAGCAAGAAAACAAAGACCAGACGGGCCAAUUUUUAUUAAGGCUCUUAAAUAAAAAAAAUACCAACAAAAAAACCCCUAAUAAAUUAAAUAAAAAUGUUAAAAAUUUAUUAAACUCAAAUAAAACCACGUAAACCCUAAAACAAAAUGAUUAUUUCUUAACAACAAGGCAAUAAUAUUAAUAAAAAUUAUCACCUAUAUUUCAAUUCUUUUUGAAAUUAUUUAAAUUAAACAACAACAGCUUUAAAUGAAAAUUUAAAUAAUCAAUUAUUUCCGGUUUUUGUUAAACAUUAAAAAGGAAACUAUAGAAUUAAAUAAAAAAACAACAAACUUCCUGUUGUUUUUGCUGAGACAAAUUAUAAAUUAAAGUUCAAAUCUUCAACAAAUCUACAACUACCUCACUUCAACUAAAAAAAUCAAAAAAAAAAGCAACAUGUCUGUUCCCGCUGUUUUAAAUGUUUUGGAAGCUUCAUCUCUGCUGCUGGAUGAUCAUAUGCAAAAUUGUUCUUCGUACGUGGAGGCUGCCGCUGUUAUAGCACCCAAAUUUUCAACCGUUCCUAAUGUUCAGGAAGAGGAGGCCAAAAUUGCUGUGGACACUUGUGUCCAUAUGGUUAGACCUUUUACUGUGAUAUUACCUGAACAGUUGGCUGAAAAUGAACAUGUAGCCUUGACAGGAGAUUCUCAGGCUUUGGGUGAAUGGCAAUUGGAUCGAUGUGUUACAUUGACUCAAAACAAAGGCAGUUUGGAGUGGUCGGCCAAUGUAAUGUUGCAAGCUUGUGCUAAUAAUAUCAAUUAUCGUUAUUUUAUUUAUGCUGAAGAUCAUUUGGGUCGCAAACAGAUCAGACGUUGGGAGACCCAUUUGAAACCACGACAACUGACUUCUUGCAUAAACAAUUGUCGUAAUGUGGAUAUUUUUGGUCAAGUGGCGGCAGGAGAGGUGGAACUUAAUCGUGGUUGGUUGAAUAAUGAAAUGAUCUUGCAGUUGAAAUUUGAGCGCGAGAAAAUGUUCCAAGUGCAUGAUAUUAAUAAAUUUGAUCCAGAAAAUGUUUAUAUUAAGGUGGUAGUUUUAGGAGAGGAUUUAACUACCUCCCUGGAUGCUGAGAAGACGGGAAUUAAUGUAGAGUUUGCCAAAAUGAGAUACAAUGAAAGUGUUUUAAAACCUCAACCUACAGAGGGAGUGCCACACAAACGCAAUGAGGUGGUGAUUUUCCAUUUGACCGUUCCCUUGGAAUUGGAGGCUUCAUAUGCUUUAGAAUUUUACUCACAACAGCAGCAACUAAUGGGCAAAGCUUACAUUUUGGCGGAUCAGUUGAAGGGUAGUCAAGGUGAACUUUUGCUGGAGAUUAAGGAUACAAAAGAAACUGUGAUAGCACGCUUAACUUUACCCUAUUUAUUGGUUAAGCCUUUUAGUGAUAAACAACUGUUAGAUUUUCGCACCACUUAUGCCCAUUAUUGGCCCAAAACCUGGCCCAAUUUGGAUGUGGGACACCGCGGCAAUGGCAAAAGUUAUAUAGCCAAUGCCCCUGCAGAAAGAGAGAACACCAUUUCCUCCUUCUUGAAGGCCUAUGAAGUAUUUGCUGAUAUGGUGGAGCUGGAUGUACACCUAACGGCCGAUGGCAUACCUGUGAUAUAUCAUGAUUUUGGAGUGCGUACUGCGCCUCAAGGCAAAGAGGUUAAAGAUGUGUCGCAAUUGGAAUAUGUACUCUUGAAAGACAUGACCUAUGAGGCCAUUAAGGAACUACGUGUCUUUGCCAUUAUCAAUAAUGAAAUUAAAGAAUAUCCGGCCCAUAAUAAAGAACCGGUAUUUGAGAAACGCAUCUUUCCUACUUUAGAGGAGGUGCUAGAAGCAUUACCCAAAACUUUGGGUAUAGAUGUGGAAAUAAAAUGGCCCCAACGCAAGAUCAAAGGAGGCGUAGAGGCUGAACAAACCAUAGAUAAAAAUUUCUUUAUUGAUACCGUUUUAAAAGUGAUAUUACAAAAAGGUUGUGGACGUCCUUUAAUAUUCUCUAGUUUUGAUGCUGAUAUCUGCACCAUGCUGAGAUUCAAACAGAAUUUAUUACCCGUCAUGUAUUUGACUCAAGGAGAAACACAAAAAUGGGAGGCUUUUCUUGAUCUAAGAACCCGAACAUUCGAACAGGCCAUUAACAAUGCUCAGGCAUUUGAAUUGGCCGGUACAGCUCCUCAUGCUGAAGAUUUUAAGGGAGAACAAGGAGCCGCCCUAAUGAAAAAAGCCAAAGAUUUGGGUCAAAUAUCUCUAGUAUGGGGAGAUGACUGUAAUUCCCAACAAGCUGUUAAAUAUUUCCAAGAUAUUGGUGCUACUGCUACCUGUUACGAUAGAUCCGAUUUGUAUGUUCCUCCCAGCAAAUCAAAGUCAUUUUUCAAUUCCACGGAAAUAAUGGAGGAAUUUAAAGAUCAAUGUCGUGCUUAAAUGUUAAAAGAAAACAGAAAAAGCAAAUAUAUUUUUUAUAUACCUGUUAAAUACGAAUUUUAUUAGAAAUUAUACAAAAAUUUAAACUCGUUCGCUGGCGAACAUUUUUAAACAAACAAAAACUAUUUAAAAUUUUUAUUGUUAAAUACUCCUGGUAUUAAACAAUUUUUAGUAUUAUUAUUAGAAAACAACAACAAAAACACCAAUACUAUGUAUUCAUUAUUCCAUUUAAUUAAUAUUAAACUAAAACAAAAUUAAAGACAAUAAACUUAUAUGUUUAACAUAUUUGUUUAAUUAGUAAAAUUUUAAUUAAAAGCAAUUUAUUAAUGCAAACUACAAAAAAAGUAAUUUUACGUUUGAAUAAACAUUUAACAAGUUUUAAAUUUAUUCUUUAAAUAAUUACAAAAUUAAACUUUAAACAUUGUUAACUUAUUAACUAAACUAUACCACUUAUUAAUUACUAUUAAAGAAAAAAUAUAUAUUAAAAAAAGAAACAAAAUAAAAAAAAACAAAAUAUAUUUUUUGAUUCUUAAAUAUUAAAUAUAAAAUUUUGUGUAAUAAUUAUUGUUACCUAUAAGUUGGCCACUCUCUGUAUUAGCUUAAUCAUCUUUAUUGAUGACGACAUAUUAUCAUUAACCAUUAAAAUUGCUUUCAUUUCUA
Lucilia sericata (common green bottle fly) is the source of this 3292-nucleotide messenger RNA. RefSeq names its product putative glycerophosphocholine phosphodiesterase GPCPD1 homolog 2. NCBI's taxonomy places the organism in Eukaryota, Metazoa, Arthropoda, Insecta, Diptera, Calliphoridae. Gene Ontology annotation, biological process: glycerophospholipid catabolic process. The record is from RefSeq and is a predicted model, not a curated record. The coding region runs from base 638 to 2632 and encodes 664 amino acids. The transcript has 2 exons. Gene Ontology annotation, molecular function: starch binding; glycerophosphocholine phosphodiesterase activity.